This is a messenger RNA of Laetiporus sulphureus 93-53, 1200 nucleotides long. RefSeq lists its product as uncharacterized. NCBI's taxonomy places the organism in Eukaryota, Fungi, Basidiomycota, Agaricomycetes, Polyporales, Laetiporaceae. The transcript has 7 exons. Bases 1 to 1200 code for a protein of 399 amino acids. The record is from RefSeq and is a predicted model, not a curated record.
AUGGGCGACACAUUUUUGGCGGAUAUCUCCGCAGCCAGGAGCACCAUCUCGCAUGUCGUCUUCUCCGAAACAGAACUCCUUGCAAGACUAGAAGACAUGUUCUUGUCAGAGGCUCGUGAUGAGUUCGAGUCGAACACUGCUCCGGAUCAUGCUGUGGAACGAAUUGUUCUACCUUCCGGCAAGAUUCGGCUGUUGUUAGCAAACCUGACCCUAUCUACCUCAGGCUUGCCGCUGCAGGCCGAACGAAUGUCCACUCUACUGGAUGAAGUACUACCAGCUCACGAAGAAGCGUUCCUUGAUGCAUCUACUGUAUUACAGAGACUUCUUACGAGAUGGCAUAUAAGCGGCGGGGAGCAAGCAAUGUGCUUAACUCAAGAAUAUGGCGAAGAAAUUAACCCUCCUCCAAUGAAAGAUGACAUCUGCUCAGAUCAUUUCUCCGCAAUGCAGAGAACAUUUAAGGACAUAGACAAUGCGAUAUCAGACCUAGAUUCCAAAGCUUAUGACAUCGCCCUGCGCAUGAGUGAGCAAGAGGAUCAGAUCAAGGCCGGUUACAAUGCCGCAAAGAUUGGCUUGAAGAAAGUAAAUGCUGAAGCUACAAUCCAUCGUGCGGAGCUCGAUGUCCUACAGUCAUCAUCAGGUGCAUUGGACGAACGUGUCCUGAAGUUGGAGAGCACAACUCGCUCAUUGCUGAAAGCUAUGAAGUACUUCUAUGGGAGGCUAGAGGAGCUGAUACAUGAAAUCAAGAUGCAGCUGAAUGACUGCAUGACAUCUUGCCCCUCCACAUCUGUCUCAGACUCGGUGGCACUCACAGAUCAAAACACCAUAGUUGAUGUGGCUCAGCUUGCUGAUUUGCUGGAUCAGUAUAUAAUUAUGGGGCGUAAUUUGGAGUUGCUCGCAGAGAAAAUAAGAAGUCACACUGCUUCUCCAUCUGAACCUCAUUUGUGUCAUGAAGUGCAAGAAUGUUCCAAGCUUCAGAUAGAAAAUGGUGAAAGCAGGGAUCAGGAGCCCAUGCUGCAGGCACUUAGCAGUCAUGAGAACAUUGGUCAACAUAGAUUGCUUGAUCAGAGAAUCUCAGCAUCCAGAUUACGCAUCAUGGCAGGAGGGUUGAUCUUGUUCAUGGCUCUGUACAUCUUGAAUGUGAUCAAAAGCUUACAGAGCAGCAAAAGAGCCAUUGCAAAGGAGGGUUUUACUUUAUCAUGA